AUGAGUCACAACCACCAAGGCCCGCCCCUAAUGGUCAAUCGCGGGUUCUUUGAGGAGAAGCGGAAUGUGAUUCGUGUGUGCCAAAUUGUGGUGGGGAUCUACUGCGCUCUCGCGAAUGCCUACUGUUUCCCAAACGAUUUAUUCCGCGAAUGCUCCCACCUCUACCACUCAUUCCCACAAGUAUUUUCGAUCGUCUGCGUAAAUGUGUUCUUCUGUGUGCUCACAACAGUCAUGGUCAUUUUUGAUGUGUUUGGUGUCUCGCAGACCUAUUAUAAAUACAAUUUUCAUCUCAUGGAACGGCUGUUCUCGACGCUAGCAGCUGCUGUAUACUGCAUAUCCGCCCUGUUUUUGCUGAUGGCUCUAUUCCAAUCAACCUUCGUCAUUCAGUGGCUCUUUACACUUAUGGGUACCGCGCUGAACACUGCUCUCUACAUUUACGAUGCCGUCGAUCGAUUUAAAAAUGACCCAACCCGGGGCUAC
Molecule: messenger RNA, 480 nt
Organism: Mesorhabditis spiculigera
Lineage: Eukaryota; Metazoa; Nematoda; Chromadorea; Rhabditida; Rhabditidae
Source: the annotation of a GenBank genome assembly